AUGUUAUAUGAUAUGAAGAACGCAAUAAAUAGAUUGAAGAGUUCAUUUUCUCAAUCUGAAACCUCGUCACUCUCAUCUAAUAGUUCACUUUCCAAAACUAAUAAAGAUGAAGAUAAAAUAGAUAGUAGUUGGAUGAAUGAUGAUGAAAUGUUAUGUCUACCGUCAGUCAAAUUAAAUGGUUAUUCACCCAGUACGAAAAAAAGACUGUUAACUCCAGAUAUGUGCGAUGAAUUAAGAACUUUGAUGCCCAGUAGAAUACAACUUUAUACUGAGUGGAACUUACUUUAUAGUCUAGAGCAACAUGGUGCAUCAUUACAUUCAUUAUAUGAUAACGUUAAACCUGAAAGUAAAACUCCUAUGAGAGUAGGAUACAUAAUAGUAGUAAAAGAUAAACUAAAUGGGAUUUUUGGUGCCUACUCUAAUGAAUAUUUUCAUCCAACUGAUGCAAGACGAUAUUAUGGGAAUGGUGAAUGUUUUCUUUGGAGAAUGGAUAAAGUACCAUCCCCGACUUUUAAUAGCAAAAAUAAUGAUGAUUUAAAAAGUACUACAAACAAUAAUUAUGAGACUAAUAAUAAUAAUAAUAAUAAUAAUAAUAAUAAUAAUAAUAAUAAUAAUAAUAAUAAUAAUAAUAAUAAUGAUGAUGAUGAUGAUGAUGAUGUUGAGGAACUUGAAAGAGAAUGUAAAUGGCAUUUUAGAGGAUAUCCAGUUACUGGAUUGAAUGAGUUUGCUAUAUAUUGUACAUCCACAUUUUUAUCAAUGGGUGCAGGUGAUGGACAUUACGGAUUCUGGUUAGAUGAUCGAUUGUUAAAUGGUGUAUCCGAUCCGUCGUUAACAUAUGGCAAUGACGUACUGAGUAAAGAGGGAAACAAAUUCCAUAUUUUUGGGGUGGAGGUCUGGAGAGUUGGUUGA
Messenger RNA from Tetrapisispora phaffii CBS 4417, 909 nucleotides. RefSeq names its product Oxr1p (gene OXR1). Bases 1 to 909 code for a protein of 302 amino acids. The transcript has a single exon. The record is from RefSeq and is a predicted model, not a curated record. Lineage: Eukaryota; Fungi; Ascomycota; Saccharomycetes; Saccharomycetales; Saccharomycetaceae. Gene Ontology annotation, cellular component: nucleus. Gene Ontology annotation, biological process: response to oxidative stress.